Molecule: messenger RNA, 1281 nt
Organism: Clupea harengus (Atlantic herring)
Lineage: Eukaryota; Metazoa; Chordata; Actinopteri; Clupeiformes; Clupeidae
Gene: mrpl16
Product: mitochondrial ribosomal protein L16
Biological process (GO): mitochondrial translation
Cellular component (GO): mitochondrial large ribosomal subunit; ribosome
Molecular function (GO): rRNA binding; structural constituent of ribosome
Source: RefSeq, a predicted model, not a curated record
CAAGCCGACGGCUUUUACAUAGGAACCGGAUGUGUGAUGACGACCUUGUUGGAAGCAGGAACAUGAGCACUGUAAACAGAACACAUGUAUUAUAACGAAAAAUAUCAUUAGUUAGUUAAUUGCACACAUUUUAGUUAUUGUAACCAUGUUUGCGAGCCUCAGAACCGCAUUCUGUGGAUUAGCAAUCGGAAGGACAACAGGAUAUUCAGGUGGAGCGUUGAACCAUAUAAAAGUGAUCUCUGUGGGACUGAAGACCUACGAAGUACCUCCAGACUAUAGCAAUGUGGUUCUGCCUGAGAAACCGAAACUUAAGUUCAUCAAUAAAGUGCCCAAUUUCAAAAAGGCAAAGAAGGAGAUGAAGAGACUGAAGGACAUCCAGGGCCCUGCCAAAGGAGCUGACAAAUUCACCGAAAAAGGCCAAUAUGGCAUUGUGGCCCUUGGAGGAGGCUUCCUGCACUGGGGUCACAUAGAAAUGAUGAGGCUGACCAUAAACCGGCGCAUGGACCCACGAAAAACCUUUGCCAACUGGCGCAUCAAUGCCCCUUACAAACCAAUCACUCGUAAGGGUCUAGGCCAGAGAAUGGGAGGGGGCAAAGGUGCCAUCGACCACUACGUCUCGCCAGUGCGUGCUGGCCGCAUGGUGCUGGAGUUGGGAGGCAAAAUCGAGCUGGGGGAGGUUGAACCAGUGCUCAUCGAGGUGGCCAAAAAGCUGCCAUUUCCUGCUAAGGUUGUGAGCAGGGAAAGUUUGGCAUCCUUACACAAGGAACAGGAAGACAAGGCAACAAAUAACCAGAAUCCCUGGACCUUUGAGCAGAUUGCUAAGGGAAACAUGAUGGGGAUCCGGAAGGUCCUAAGUCCCUUCGAUCUACACAACCACGGCCGCUAUACUGGAAAGUUCUACAACCCAGACAGGGUCUGAACUGCUGACCUUGCAGUUGUAUAGGCCCAAGGGAGUCAUGACUGAAUGCAGAUUGCACUGGACUUGAAGCUCUCUUUCAUUUAAGACUUCCCUUGAGUCUAGACAUGUAAAUUAUACAUGCAGUCAUCCCCAGACAAAAUGAUACAUGAACAAGAGUACCGCCCAUGGGACUGGAUUAGAUCCUCAUGGUGAUUUGUGGGACUCGCUGUCCUUUGAUGAAACAUUGAUGUCCUCUGACAUUAGCUGUUAUUAUUUUCACCACACAAAUGGGAGGUGCUGUGUUAUACAGUAAAAGAGUAUGCAAACUUUGUUUCUGUGCAUGACAGUGUUUAUGUAUGAUUAAAUUGGUUUAUUGACAAAAA